Antechinus flavipes (yellow-footed antechinus) is the source of this 2114-nucleotide messenger RNA. RefSeq names its product Nedd4 family interacting protein 1 (gene NDFIP1). The transcript has 9 exons. Gene Ontology annotation, biological process: vacuolar transport; metal ion transport; ubiquitin-dependent protein catabolic process. NCBI's taxonomy places the organism in Eukaryota, Metazoa, Chordata, Mammalia, Dasyuromorphia, Dasyuridae. The coding region runs from base 316 to 1092 and encodes 258 amino acids. Gene Ontology annotation, cellular component: endoplasmic reticulum; perinuclear region of cytoplasm; Golgi apparatus. The record is from RefSeq and is a predicted model, not a curated record. Gene Ontology annotation, molecular function: WW domain binding.
GGCGGGAGGGGGAGGGGAGCGCGGCGCUGCGCCGAGGCUUCGUCUGCUCGUCUUGGUCUCCGCCUCUUCUCGGAGAGACCUCGGCUGUGCUUCGACAGCUGCUCUGUCAGGCCCUAGGAGAGCAGCCCGCACAGAACCCGAAGGAAGCUGCGGCCUCCGAGUGCUUCCUGAAGGGGCCAGCCAUCGAUCCUCGCUUUCUCCAUUGCCCCCUUUUCAGACCUCCCCUCCCCCGCCCCGGGACUCCCCGAGAGCAGCCCCGCCGCCGCGGCCCAGCCACCGUCCCCGCAGCGGCCCCUCCGCCCUCCCGGCUGCGCCAUGGCGGCGGCGGCCGAGCCCAGCAGCGGCAGCAGAUAUCAGCAGUUGCAGAAUGAGGAAGAAUCUGGAGAGCCUGAGCGAGUUGUUAGUGAUGCUCCUCCCCCAUACAGCAGCAUCUCUGCAGAGAGUGCAAACAGCAAACAAUCCUCUUCUAAACAUAUUUCCAUAUUCGUUGUGCUGCGCAAAAUAAAUCAGAUCAAAAGGGAAAAAACCACGAGAAAGAAAAAAAAACAAGCAAACAAACAACAACAACAACAAAAAGCAUAUUUUGACUACAAAGAUGAAUCUGGAUUUCCCAAGCCCCCUUCUUACAAUGUGGCUACCACAUUGCCUACUUACGAUGAAGCAGAAAGGACCAAGGCUGAAGCUACCAUCCCCUUGGUUCCUGGGAGAGAUGAUGAUUUUGUAGCAAGGGAUGAUUUUGAUGAUGCUGACCAGCUGAGGAUAGGAAAUGAUGGGAUAUUCAUGUUAACUUUUUUCAUGGCAUUCCUCUUUAACUGGAUUGGAUUUUUCCUGUCUUUCUGUCUGACCACAUCAGCUGCAGGAAGAUAUGGGGCCAUUUCAGGGUUUGGCCUAUCUUUAAUUAAGUGGAUCUUGAUUGUCAGGUUUUCCACUUAUUUCCCUGGCUACUUUGAUGGUCAGUAUUGGCUCUGGUGGGUUUUCCUUAUAUUAGGCUUUCUUCUGUUCCUCAGAGGAUUUAUCAAUUAUGCAAAGGUUCGGAAGAUGCCAGAUACUUUUUCAACCCUCCCCAGGACCAGAGUUCUCUUUAUUUACUAAAGAUGUUUUCUGGCAAAUGCCUUCCUGCAUUUAUGAAUUCUCUCUCAAGAAGCAACAGGACAUCUGCAGGAAGUGAAUCAAGACUCAAAACACAGAAGAAAUAAUCACCUGCUUUAAAAAAUAAAUAAAGUACUGUUGAAGAUCAUUUCUCUUUAUUUGUUUCUAGGUGUAAAAUUUUAAUAGUUAACGCAUAAUUCUGUAAUCAUUGAAUCAUUAGUGGUUAAUGUUUGAAAAAGCUAUUGCAAUCAAGUCUGUGAUGUACUAAUAAUGCCUUAUAUUGUUUGUAGUCAUUUAAAAUAUAGCAUGAGCUAUGUCCCUAUAGUCAGUAGGGGGCAGUAUUGCUUUAUUUAAUUCUCCAUCUUAAAGUGAAUUUGGAAUUAAAUAUUUCAGUGUAAGAUAUGUAUAAUGCUGGCCAUUUUGAAGGGAUAAUUCUCAGAAGUUUAGAAAACUGUUAAGAUUACAUUUCUGCACAUGAUACGUAUACACUGUUAAAAAUAAAUCUAUAAAUCUUAAAUUGUGUUUUGUGUACACCUGGAAACAAAAUUGUAGUACAAAAUUAACUUAAGGUUUAGUCAGGAAUGAGUUUUCUUUUUUGCAAAGUAAUACAAGUAUUAGUCUAUAAUCUAAAUUUUACAGUACUCUUUUCUUUUGUACUCAGUACUUUUGGGAUUUCGUAAACACUUUCACUACAUAUAGUAUUGUUAUAAUAUCAAGGACAAAGAUUACAAAAUUAAUAAGUAUAAUUCUUUACAUCUCUCAUAAAACAGGUUCCUUUUAUUUUACUUCAUUGUCUCUGAAAAUAGAGACUAGAAGAUUGGAAAAAAAGAGUUUUGGCUUUGGGACUUUUGAGAUGAUCCCUAAUAAACUGUAUUACUUGCUUUUAUAAUGUGUUAGCAGAAAUUAUGAUGCAAUGUAAGUGUAGAACUGAUGUGCUUUCUGCCGAGUGGUAAUUCAAAUUUGAGUUUUGCUAUGUUAAAACUGUAAAUACAGCAGAACAUUAAUAAAUGUUACUUAUGUAGCAA